Molecule: messenger RNA, 1002 nt
Organism: Rotaria sp. Silwood2
Lineage: Eukaryota; Metazoa; Rotifera; Eurotatoria; Philodinida; Philodinidae
Source: the annotation of a GenBank genome assembly
AUGAAUAGGCGUUCAAUUGUUGUUGUUCUCAUGGUUGUUAUAAUUCGAUGGAUAUUUGAUUGUUGGUUGUUGAUGUUAAAAGCAUGUUGUGAAGCUGUAAUAGUAUUAAAUACAUUCAAUCCAAAAUUUACUGAAUUUGAACUUGCCUUUCGUUUUUUCUUCUUAAUAUGCGCUAUUGUAACAACGUGCCUUUUUACAAAAUCGAUGCGUCGAUUUUCAAUUUUGGAUUGGUCAUUAGAACAACGAUGGAUGAUAUUUUUGCUCAUAUUUCUCGUUUUUUACAACGAUCCAUUUUAUCCAUUAACAUUCUUAGUAGAUAGUUCUUUUCCAUCAAUUCUUGAUGGAGUUUUACAAGCAACUUUUCUUUGUACAUUAUUACUUUUUUGGUUAAGUGUUUAUCAUGGAAUUCGUCAAAAUGUUCGUCGAUUUAUUCCAUUUUAUUUACCAAAAAUAAUACUUGUUAGUUUUCUUUGGAUAUUUUCUGUUGUACUUUCAUCAGUACGUAUUGGACAAGAAUUCCGUGAUCCAAUGUAUAAUAUGACAAUUGAUAUAAGACAAUUUACUACAUUUCGUAUUAUCUUCUAUAUUGUUGGAAUCGUUUAUAUUCUAUACUUAUUAUUUCUUAUUAUUCGAGCAUUUGGUGAACUUCGUAAUAUGCCGUAUUUUGAUGUUCGUUUGAAAUUUACAACUCUGUUAAUGCUUUGUGUCGUAUCAAUUUCAAUUAUUAUUACAACAUUACGAUUUGGUUCAGGCAUUAUUGAAGAAAAUUUCGUACCAGAACUAGCAUCACGUUAUAAAAAUUCUGUAGAAUUUCUAUCAUUCUAUAGUCUUAUAAAUUUAUAUCUUUAUACAAUGGCAUAUGUUUAUUCUCCAGCAAAAAAUGCUGCUGUUGAUUCAUUAUUUCGCGAUAAUCCAACAUUCUCAAUGAUUAAUGAUUCGGACGAAGAAGUUGUUUAUGGAUCUGAUCAUGAAGUAUCUCGAUUAACAUCAAUAGAAAGAUAA